UGAAAAAACGAUUUGAAUAUUUACUCGCUGGAAAAUUAUAUUUCUACAAGCAUCUCCUCUCUACCCCUUAUAUGGCCUUCCCCUUAUAUGGCCUUCUCCUUUCCUCCUUUAUAUAGUACACAGCGCCAGUACGUGGUCAAUCAUUGCAGCACAGGAAUUCUCUUCAUGGAGGCAUUCUUACUGAAUACGGUGUUGAGAGCACUGCUUUUCUAUUCACGGUUUAGAAACGUUUGUAACAUGAUGAUCGCAGUGCCUCGGUCAAAGCAGAUAUGGAAGUCAAGCUGAAAGCACUUGACUGUCACUUCACAUGGGGCAUAAAGAAGGCUCACAUUAAGGACCUGGACAGCAUCCCUGAAAAGCUCCUGGAUCGAAUCAUGAAGUUCUGCCCUUCAAAAUACCAUGUCACGUAUUUCAACUUACUAGCGUUCCUGAGCCACCUGGAGGAAAAUAAUGUUAGUGCUCUUGAGUAUCUCCACAAGGCUGAGAGUGCAAUGAAGGACAGGCAGUAUGAGACAGGGUUACUGGUGACCUAUGCUAACUAUGCAUGGGUUCACUAUCACUUAGGGAACAUGGAUGAGGUGGAUGCCUACCUUGGGAAGCUGGAAAACAUCAAUAAGGGUAUUCCAAUGGCCUCAAAGAUUCAAGGCAGCUUACCUUCAAUACAUGGUGAGAAAGGUUGGAGCCUUAUCAGGCUUGGGGCAUUCUUUUAUAAAAGGGUAAAAGAAAGCUUUCAGAAAGCUCUAGAGGGGGAGCCAAACAAUGCUUCUUUCAAUGUGGGCUAUGCCAUGGUCCUGUACAGGUUGGAGGGCAUGGUUAGGGAUAACAAAGUGAGGUCUGAGGAAAGUGAAGCUACCACUCAGCUAAGGAAAGCCUUAUCAUUGGAGCCUGAUAACUCUGAGGUUAUGGUCCUCCUAGCCCUGAAGCUUCAGAACAAAAAUAAACAAGAGUCCAUGAAACUCAUCACAGAAGCCCUCAGACUGUCUCCUGAUGUGCCUCACGUCAUGCGUUACGUGGCAAAGUUUUUCAGAUACGAGGGCUCCGUCAAUGAGUCCCUACACAUUUUGGGGAAAGCUCUGGAGCUGUCUCCAAACUCCCACUUCCUCCAUCACCAAAUUGGCCUGUGUCACAAACAGCAGCUCAGUCAGAUGUUCGAGCAGAAGAGGAAAGGGGGACGAGUCAGUGGGGGCCAGAUAAAAGCAAAGGUGGAGGUCUGCAUCCGUCACUUCUCCAGAGCCGUGGAGCUGAAGCCCUCCAACAUUCACGCCAGGGUGAACCUGGCUGAGGCCUACGGGAACAACUACCAGCUGGAAGAGGCGAUGAAGAUCUUCAUCAACCUGGUGAAAGAUGAAUCCCUCAAUGACUCUGACAAGCAGCACUGCUACACCAGCUUCGGCCUGUUUCUGUUCCACAAGAAGAAAGAUGAGGGCAGGGCUGUGACACAAUUCAAAAAGGCCUACCAGAUACAGAAUGAGAGUUGGGACAGGAAGGAGGCUGGGAAGAAGCUUAAGCAGAUAGCAGAGAGGUGCCAGACUAACAAGAGGAGAGUUGGCGAGGCCUCUGAGAUUUUGGCGUUCCUCGCCACUGAAGACAAAGAGGAGCCAAGGAGAGUCAAUGUGCACUCUCCAGACACAGAUGACCUUACAGAUGCCCUAGGCAAAGGAAUGAAACUCAAAUGAUAUAUUUUAUUGUAACACAACGCAUGGCUUACAUAAGAAUACUGCUACAAGCAUUUUAAUGGUUUUAAUCGUGGAGUAACAUUUACUUCAAGUUGCAUGUAUGCCUCUUAAGUUUGAUUUAGUGUAAGAAAUUGCAAAGAAAAUUUGAGUAAGAUUCUAUUACUUUUGUGAGAUUUUUUUUUAAUGUCUUUGGAUGUGUCCCCUAUAGCGUAGAUGAUUAGAUAUCUUCAUUGACUGUUAAACUGUUGCUUGACCUGACAUUAACAUUCUGAAGAGGUAAUAAAACACAGUACCAAAGUCUU
Salvelinus sp. IW2-2015 is the source of this 1978-nucleotide messenger RNA. RefSeq names its product interferon-induced protein with tetratricopeptide repeats 5. The record is from RefSeq and is a predicted model, not a curated record. The transcript has 2 exons. Gene Ontology annotation, cellular component: cytosol. Gene Ontology annotation, molecular function: protein binding. Gene Ontology annotation, biological process: defense response to virus. Lineage: Eukaryota; Metazoa; Chordata; Actinopteri; Salmoniformes; Salmonidae. The coding region runs from base 270 to 1676 and encodes 468 amino acids.